AUGUUAUCAGGAAGAUUGGCCAAAUCGAUGCUAUUACUUUCAGAGUAUACAAUUACCUAUGAGCUAGCAAAAGCAGUAAAAGGGAAAGUAGUGGCAGAUUUCUUGGCAGCGCAUCCUGUAAUGGACAAUGAAAACAACAACGACGAUUUUCCCGAUGAGCAGGUUAUGGUAACUGAGUCGCAAAACCCAUGGCAAAUGUAUUUUGAUGGUGCUUCUCGAGCAUCAGGAGCAAGCAUAGGAGUAAUAUUCAUUACUUCUCAGGGUGACCUAUUACCCUAUUCUUUCACAUUGGGUACUGCAUGCACAAAUAACGAAGCUGAAUAUAAAGCUCUCAUCAUUGGGAUGGAAAUAGCUCAGGAAAUGAAGAUAAAAACGUUACAGAUUUUCGGCGAUUCUAAGUUGAUCAUAAAUCAACUAAUAGCCGAGUUUGAAAUAAGAAAGCAAGAGCUCUUGCCAUAUUGUCAAAGAGCACAGCAAUUACUGGAACAAUUUUGUCAUGUCAAAAUCAAACAUGUAUCGUGA
This is a messenger RNA of Magnolia sinica, 522 nucleotides long. RefSeq lists its product as uncharacterized. Lineage: Eukaryota; Viridiplantae; Streptophyta; Magnoliopsida; Magnoliales; Magnoliaceae. Gene Ontology annotation, molecular function: nucleic acid binding; RNA-DNA hybrid ribonuclease activity. The coding region runs from base 1 to 522 and encodes 173 amino acids. The record is from RefSeq and is a predicted model, not a curated record. The transcript has a single exon.